Hippoglossus stenolepis (Pacific halibut) is the source of this 2759-nucleotide messenger RNA. RefSeq names its product G elongation factor, mitochondrial 1 (gene gfm1). Gene Ontology annotation, cellular component: mitochondrion. The record is from RefSeq and is a predicted model, not a curated record. The transcript has 18 exons. Bases 142 to 2388 code for a protein of 748 amino acids. Gene Ontology annotation, biological process: mitochondrial translational elongation. Gene Ontology annotation, molecular function: GTPase activity; translation elongation factor activity; GTP binding. Lineage: Eukaryota; Metazoa; Chordata; Actinopteri; Pleuronectiformes; Pleuronectidae.
CCGUAGACGCGGAAGUAGUGUCGCACAAGCGGCCAUCAGGGCUUCGGCGUGACAUUCACCGGCUUGUAGGAGCUGUGGGAUCUUGGGGUCGUGCUAAAGGAGGAAUAAGACCACCCUUGGUCCGGCCGAGCUGUUGUCACAAUGAGAGUUUUAAAAGCGGGUCUGUGUUUGGCCAAAACGCAUCUUUUGGCACCAAGAGGCGUCACUGUUAAGAAGGUGCUCAUCAACAGCUGUCGGACAUGCUCCUCCGGGGUCGUCCCCAACGAGAUGAUCCGCAACAUCGGGAUCUCCGCUCACAUCGACUCGGGGAAGACCACCCUGACCGAGCGAGUGCUCUUCUACACGGGCAGGAUAGCAGAGAUUCACGAGGUGAAGGGGAAGGACGGUGUUGGAGCCACCAUGGACUCCAUGGAGCUGGAGAGACAGAGAGGCAUCACCAUCCAGUCAGCUGCUACAUUCACCAUGUGGAAGAACCACAACAUCAACAUCAUUGACACACCAGGUCACGUGGACUUUACCAUUGAAGUGGAGCGAGCGCUGCGCGUGCUGGACGGGGCCGUGCUGGUUCUGUGCGCCGUGGGAGGGGUCCAGUGCCAGACCCUGACCGUGAACAGACAGAUGAAACGCUACAACGUGCCCUUCCUCACCUUCAUCAACAAGCUGGACCGAUCUGGUGCCAACCCCGUCCGAGCCCUGCAGCAGCUGAGAACUAAACUGAACCACAACGCAGCCUUUGUGAGCAUCCCCAUUGGCCUGGAGGGAAACAUUCGCGGCAUCAUUGACCUGGUACAGGAGCGGAGCAUGUACUUUGAAGGACCAUUUGGUCAAAAUAUCCGCUAUGAUGAGAUCCCUGCUGAAUUUCGUGCCGAGGCCACAGACCGGAGGCAGGAACUGGUGGAGUGUGUGGCCAACUCGGACGAAGUCUUGGGAGAGAUGUUUUUGGAGGAAAAAAUUCCCACCAAUGAAGACUUGAAGGCUGCAAUCCGCAGAGCCACGGUGCAGCGUCUCUUCAGCCCAGUGUUGGUGGGCACGGCGCUGAAAAACAAGGGGGUUCAGCCUCUGCUGGACGCUGUGCUGGAUUACCUACCCAACCCCACUGAGGUCAAAAACUAUGCUAUCCUCAAUGACGAAGAUACUAAUGAAGCAACGAAGCUUCAAAUGGACCCGGCAAGAGACGAUGUAAAACCUUACGUUGGUCUGGCCUUCAAACUGGAGGCUGGAAGGUUCGGUCAGCUGACAUAUGUGCGGGUGUACCAGGGCUGUCUGAAGAAAGGAGAAUACAUCUACAACACACGCACCAGCAAAAGGGUCAGAGUUCAGAGGCUCGUGCGUCUCCACGCCGACCAGAUGGAGGAUGUGGAUGAAGUGUAUGCAGGAGAUAUUUGUGCCCUUUUUGGGAUCGACUGUGCCAGUGGAGACACUUUCACAUCCAGGACCAGCGCUAACCUCUCAAUGGAGUCCAUUCACAUCCCAGAGCCUGUCAUUUCCAUGUCAAUGAAGCCAGCAGUCAAGAACGACCUGGACAAAUUCUCCAAAGGCAUCAACCGUUUCACCAGAGAGGAUCCGACCUUCAGAGUUCAUUACGACACCGAGAGCAAAGAAACCAUCAUCUCAGGAAUGGGCGAGCUGCAUCUGGAAAUCUACUCGCAGAGGAUGGAGAGGGAAUACAACUGUCUCUGUGUGAUGGGGAAACCCAAAGUGGCUUUCAGAGAGACAAUCACCGGUGCUGUACCGUUUGACUUCACCCAUAAGAAGCAGAGUGGUGGCUCUGGACAGUACGGUAAAGUUAUCGGGGUCCUGGAGCCUCUGGAGCCAGAACAUUUCACCAAGCUGGAAUUUGACGACCAGACCGUCGGCACGAACGUCCCGAAGCAGCUUGUGCCUGCCGUCGAAAAGGGCUUCCGGGAGGCCUGUGAGAAGGGACCCCUGAGUGGGCACAAGAUCUCAGGAGUCCGAUUCCUCCUGGAGGACGGAGCUCAUCACAUGGUCGACUCCAAUGAGAUCUCCUUCAUCCGUGCAGGAGAGGGCGCUGUAAAGCAAGCGAUGGAAAAGGCCAAAACGACCAUCCUGGAGCCAAUCAUGUCUGUGGAAGUAGUAGCACCUCAGGAGUUUCAGGGAGUAGUGAUUUCUGGUGUAAACCGUCGUCAUGGUGUCAUCACAGGACAGGACGGGGCGGAGGGAUACUUCACUCUGUACGCUGAUAUUCCACUGAACGACAUGUUUGGCUACGCGACAGAACUACGCUCCAGCACUGAAGGGAAAGGCGAGUACACCAUGGACUUCAGCAGAUACCAGCCCUGCCUGCCGGCCACACAAGAAGAGCUCAUCCACAAAUACUUAGAGGCCACAGGACAGCUGCCUGCCAAGAAGAACAAGUGGAAGAACUGAAGACUCUCUGUUCGUUCAGUUGGACUUUUGACACCCAUCCCGUCUUUUGACACAUUAUCUGCCCAGCAUCAAGCGAGACCUGACAAUAUGGCUUUAAUCAGUGGAGCCAAACAAAACUGUGACAUUUUUCUGUUUGUUUUGCAGUUAAAGACAAAAUCCCUCCUGAUAAUUGACCCCUGUGAAACACAUAAUGUAUUUAUUACUUGUAAUUUAGCACAGUUUGACCUCUCGUCUCUGCAGUCCAUUGUUAAGGUGGUGAUUGGUGAGGAAAGCUCAGUGUCGACUUGAGCUUGUAAUGGCUUUUGUACAAUGUACAGAAUGGUUGCGAUGUAGUAAUACGUGCAGAUAAAGAUAAAUAUCCUUCUUUUAAA